This is a messenger RNA of Carya illinoinensis, 2857 nucleotides long. Its product is annotated as FT-interacting protein 3-like. The record is from RefSeq and is a predicted model, not a curated record. NCBI's taxonomy places the organism in Eukaryota, Viridiplantae, Streptophyta, Magnoliopsida, Fagales, Juglandaceae. The coding region runs from base 180 to 2471 and encodes 763 amino acids. The transcript has a single exon.
UAGCAAAACUCUUUUCAUAUUUGACUGUCUGGCCUCCUCGUUGGUGUUAAUUUCCUUUGUACACAUAUGCUUUGGAAUCCACAAACCAAAACAAUCUUCUCAUGCAUUUUCAACCGAAAACAAAGAUUUAUGAAUACGUUUUCAGAUUAUUGGUAUUAAUUCAAAAAAGUUAAGAAAAUAUGUCAGCGGUAGCUGCGAUCCAUCCCGAUCUCGGAAGGGGAAUGGUUACCGGAGCUAAGCAUAGGCGCGCCUAUGACCUUGUUGAAGAGAUGUGCUAUCUCUAUGUACGCGUGAUGAAGGCCAAAGACUUGCCCGGAAAAGAUGUCAGCGGUAGUUUUGGUCCUUGUGUGGAGGUAAAGCUUGGAAACUACAAGGAUACAACUCGUCAUCUUGCGAAGAAGUCGAAUCCCGAGUGGAACCAGGUGUUUGCAUUCGGAAGUGACCGGAUUCAGUCCUCGGUGCUUGAAAUUACUGCGAAGGAUACAAAUUGUACGACGGACGAUUUUAUGGGUCGGGUUAUUUUUAAUACUAAGGAGGUUCCUAAACGGGUUCCCCAGGACAGUCCAUCGGCGCUUCAGUGGUAUGGAUUGGAGGAUAGGAAGGGAGAGAGGGUUGAGGGGGAGCUGAUGUUGGCUGUUUGGAUGGGCACACAAGCUGAUGAAGCGUUUCCGGAAGCAUGGGAUUCAGACUGGGCGGGAGUUAGUGGGAAUGAUGUUCUUAGUAGUCUUCGGUCGAAGGUAUACCACUCCCCUAAGAUUUUGUAUUUGAGGGUCAAUGUAAUUGAAGCUCUAGACUUGCAGCCGAGUGAUAACGGUAGGCUCCCAGAGCUGUUUGUCAAGGCUAUUCUGGGAAAUCAGGUAUUAAAAACCAGAACUGUUAGCAGAACUAUGAGUCCUAUCUGGAAUGAAGAUUUAGUGUUUGUAGCAGCGGAGCCAUUGGAGGAGCCCUUAAUUUUGAGAGUCGAAGACAGACUUUCCCCGAACAAGGAUGAGCUUUUGGGGAGGUGCGUAAUUCCCGUGCAGGAUGUUCAUAUGAGGUUGGAUCAUAAACCCGUCGACACUAGGUGGUAUAAUCUCGAAAAGCAAGAAGGGGAGCAGAAGAAGGAAACCAAAUUUUCUAGCAGGAUUUGUAUGAGGAUCUGCUUGGAAGGUGGUUAUCAUGUCCUGGACGACUCAACGCACUAUAUGAGUGACCUUCGCCCGGCAGCAGAACAGUUGUGGAAGCCCAGCAUUGGGGUACUGGAACUUGGGAUUCUAUAUGCUCGGGGGCUGAUGCCGAUGAAGGCAAAAGAUGGGCGCGGAACGACUGACGCUUAUUGUGUGGCAAAAUAUGGUCACAAGUGGGUCAGGACAAGGACGAUCAUCGAUAGCUUCACACCCAGGUGGAAUGAACAAUAUACGUGGGAGGUAUACGAUCCUUGUACAGUCGUGACAAUUGGGGUGUUUGAUAACUGUCAUUUGCAUGGAGGAGAUGAUAAGUAUGGAAGGGCAACGGAUUCAAGAAUUGGGAAGGUAAGGAUACGCAUUUCGACCCUUGAAACAGGUCGGGUUUAUAAACACGAGUAUCCCCUAAUGGCUUUACACCCCAGUGGACUGACGAAGAUGGGUGAAAUUCAUUUGGCUGUGAGGUUCACUUGUUCCUCAUUGCUUAAUAUGAUGCUCAUGUAUUCACAUCCACUUUUGCCUAAAAUGCACUAUCUCCGUCCAUUUACCGUUUCGCAGUUUGAUUACUUGAGAUAUCAUGCAGCUCAAGUUGUAUUCAUGAGGUUGAGCGGGGCUGAGCCACCGCUAAAGAAAGAGGUGGUGGAGUACAUGUUGGAAACGGGCUCCCACAUGUGGAGUAUGAGAAGGAUCAAUACAAAUUUUUCCAGGCUUUGGGGUAAUUUGCAUGAGUUAUUUGAUUUUAUCAAAUGGUUUGAUCAGAUUUGCAACUGGGAAAAACCCGUCACAACUGUGUUUGUCCACAUCUUUUUUAUAAUCCUGGUAAUGCACCCGGAGCUAAUCUUACCCGCAUUUCUCCUAUACCUUUUCUUCAUUAUGCUUCGGUACCGUAUAGGGAGGCCAGGACAUCCUCCUGAACUGGACAAUCACAUUUUACAUGAGGAUCCCGACGUCUUAGAUGAAGAAUUUGAUACAUUUCCAACUUCCCGGCCUUCGGGCAUUGUAAGGAUGAGGUAUGAUCGGUUGAGAAAUACUGCUGGGGAGAUUCAGAAUAUGGUUGGUAACUGGGCUAUUCAUGGGGAGAGGCUACAAUCGUUGCUCAACUGGCGCGAUCCAAGAGCGACAUCUCUGUUUGCGAUUUUCUGUCUGUCUGCUGCCAUUAUUCUUCAUAUCACACCAUUCCGAGUUGUGGCUCUUCUCGCAGGGUUUUAUAUGUUGAGGCAUCCAAUGUUUCAUGAUAAGCUUCCUUCUUUUUCAGUACUAUUGAAUUUCUUCGGGAGGUUGCCGUCAAGAACAGACUUCUUGUUGUGAGCAAAUUAAGCUAGUUUUAUCUACAAAUAGUUUUAAGUUACUUCCUUCGUAUUACGUUAGCAGAGAAGAUGCGGAAACAAAUUAUGGAGAUUGUUGGCUGAUUGCAAUGUUUGGCAGCUGAUGUUGGGUUCUGUGUGUAACCCCUCUUUUGGGCGAUUUCGGCUCGUUUACGGUAUUUCUGUUUGAAGCCUGAAUUUAUGGUAAUGGGUCUCUGUUCUACUAAAAUUGUAUAUAUUGUGAAUUAGGCUAUCUCUAUGCGCCUUUAGAUUUUGGCAUUUUGCGUUGGAGUUGGUUCUUUUUCUUUAAAAUCGAUGGAAAAGCAUAUGAUGUUUCGAGAUGUAUCUGUCCUCAAUAUUAAUAUUUGCUCGCGAUGGUUGAUAUGAAUA